AAUCGUGACCAUCGUCGCAUCAGCACGCAUGUGGCCAGUCUUUUUCGCUCAGGCAGUCGCGAAAAGUCGACCGCCAGCCUGACCGUCAGUCCGACGAGUGUAUCCGCCAGCUCCGGCGGUAGCCAAAUCAGUGUGCUCGGCUCCUCUGGACUCGGCCAUUUGGCUGGUCUGUCUGUGCCUCCAGUGCCUCGGGACGCCGGAGACUCGAGCUCGUCUGCCGCCGCCACAGGCCCUCCAAUCGCCUCACCUCUCAACGAAGAGACCGGUUUGACGAGGACGGAGGUCGUCACCUCCACCUCCGCUGGUGACGGCAGAGUCGAGCUGAGCUCCACACCCUCGCUGGGCUCGUUCUAUCCCUCCUCGGAGGCUGUGAUUCGACUCGACAACAUCAACCAGGCAGCUGAGCAGAUGGUGGUAAGUGGUGGUUGUCUUUUGGGGAAAUUUCUACUUCACUCAAAUGUGUACUCAACAAUGAGGAUGUGUGAUGAGGUUGAACUAAUCUGCCCUGAUUAA
Molecule: messenger RNA, 513 nt
Organism: Protopolystoma xenopodis
Lineage: Eukaryota; Metazoa; Platyhelminthes; Monogenea; Polystomatidea; Polystomatidae
Source: the annotation of a GenBank genome assembly